Molecule: messenger RNA, 201 nt
Organism: Arabis nemorensis
Lineage: Eukaryota; Viridiplantae; Streptophyta; Magnoliopsida; Brassicales; Brassicaceae
Source: the annotation of a GenBank genome assembly
AUGGCGGCUAAGGGUUCGUUGAAGAUCAAAGGAAAAGGAUCAUCUUCAUCAUCGAAGUUUCAGAUGUUUAAGGAUUGGAGCGAUUGGUCAUUGAAGAAAGCGAAGAUCGUGACUCACUAUGGAUUCAUUCCUCUGAUCAUCAUCAUCGGCAUGAAUUCCGAUCCAAAACCUCAGCUUUUUCAGCUCUUAAGUCCCGUUUGA